This is a messenger RNA of Dovyalis caffra, 345 nucleotides long. The record is from the annotation of a GenBank genome assembly. NCBI's taxonomy places the organism in Eukaryota, Viridiplantae, Streptophyta, Magnoliopsida, Malpighiales, Salicaceae.
AUGGCAAUACAGAAUCUUGAGUGGGUUCCAUUCAUAAAAGAGAAGAAAGAUAAAGACUUGAGAGAAAUUGAGGAAUUCAGAAAUGGAGAGGACUGGUGUUAUGUCACGCAACCCAAAGACAUGCAGUGGGCACGUAAGACACGUCCACUGGGCCUCUAUGGGGCGCCGAAAUUUACUCCAGUGAAGCUCAAUCACUUAGGAUAUAUACUACACGAUAAAGUGGAAUCAAUUGAUGACGAUAUAUGCCAUGUUGCAGUUGCAGUUGCGGAAUCAAAUGGAUGUGGAUUGCCAUUGGCAAGGUUGGCCAACCUUCGUCCAGGACUAUUUGAGUUCCAGAAGGCGUGA